Messenger RNA from Emiliania huxleyi CCMP1516, 1760 nucleotides. RefSeq lists its product as hypothetical. The transcript is spliced from 4 exons. Gene Ontology annotation, molecular function: protein binding. The record is from RefSeq and is a predicted model, not a curated record. Bases 573 to 1601 code for a protein of 342 amino acids. Lineage: Eukaryota; Haptophyta; Isochrysidales; Noelaerhabdaceae.
CCGAGGCCUCCGGCGAUGCGCCCGCCGCCGCCAUUGCAGCCGCCGCCGCCGCCGCCGCCGCCUCCGCCGCAGCAGCAGCAACAACAGCAGCGGCAACAGCGGCAGCAGCAACUUCGGCUGCCGUGCCCACAUCUGUGCCCGCGUCGGCCGCUGCCUCGGCGGCGGAGGCGGCGGAGGCGGCGGCGGCGGCGGAGGCGGCGGCGGCAGCGGCGGCGCUGCCCCCUGCUGAAGCCUUGCGCAGGGCUCGGCAGCAGGUGCAGCGCAACCUGCGCGCCAACCAGCCGCUGCCCCUCGCUGCGGCCGACGCGCUCCUCCCCGCGGCCACGCCGCCAAGUGCCGCCCCGGCGGCCGCGGCGGCCGACACGGCUAGUUCGGCGCCGCCCGCCGCCGGCAGAGGUGCGCGGGAGGGGGACGGGCCGAGCUGGGUGUACCUCGACGACGGCGGCGGCGAGCAAGGGCCGUACACGACCGCGAAGCUCCGCUCGUGGCUCUCGCGAGGCUUGCUCGAGGCGAGCCGGCCAGUCUUCCGGCUGCCGCACGGCGCACCGCGCGACAAGGCGGAGAGGCGGCCGAUGGAGCAGUGGCCAGAGCUGGCGCCGUACGUCGUGAGGGAUGAUGACGCGCCGCCGCUUCCCGCGCCGCUUCCCGCGCCGCUUCCCGCGCCGCCGCCCGCGCCGCCGCCGCCGGGUGGCGACACGGCGGCAGCGGCGGCGGGAGAGGCGGCGGGGGCGGGCGGCGGGGGGGAGGAGCCGCGAGGUGGCCUGAGCGCGCACGAGGCGUCAUCGCUGUGGGAGUACUGGGACGACCGCGGGCGCGUGCAGGGCCCCUUCUCCGCGGAGAAGCUGCUCGGCUGGCUCAAGGCGGGCCACAUCAAGGCGUCGCGCAUGGUCCGCCGCUCGGUCCUCCUCUCGGACCCAAACGAGGCCGCCGCGGCACACGCCGGUGGGUCCUUCACGCCACUCCGCGAGACGGAGCCCUUCGCGGCGGCGCUCGCCGCGCCGCGCGCCCUCCCCGCGCCGCCGCCGGUGCUCCCGUCGCUCGACAGAGGCGGCGAGGUGCCGAUGUGGCUCUACGUGGACGUGACGGGCGCCGAGCAGGGCACGCUUCACCCUAGAAGCGAGAGCCCGUUCACGGCCGCGGCGAUGCAGCGGUGGCGCGCGGCGGCGAUGCUUCCGCCAGAGACGAAGGUGCGCCACGUCUCUGAGGCGAAGGAGGCGGCGCGGCCGAUCAGCAGCGUGCCGCUGCUCGGCGCGCGGCGGCCCCUAGUAGGCCCUAGCGGCGGCGGCGCGGCGGCCGCCGACGGCGGUGCCGGUGCGGCGGGGGGCACAGCGCCGCUGCAGCGGCCGGCGUUUGAGGAGUACUCGGUGGAGGGGCACUUCAACGGCGCGACGGGCCGGUUCGAGGCGGCGCACCGCGCGGGGGACAACUACUGGGACUUCAAGGGCCUCGCGCGGACCGGGGGCGAGCGGAUGAUGGCGCACUACUUUGACCACGACAAGUGGCAGGAGGAGGCGGCGGAGCGCAAGCGCAAGGCAGAGGCGCAGGCGGGGGGGAGGCGCAAGAAGAGCAACAAGGUCUUCAAGGACGGGCGGUACGUGUAAGGCAGCCCACGGAGUGAGGGCGCGGUGCAGGACACUGAACAACCCACAGAGACGUUUGCGCGACACAUGCACACUUUAGAGUGUUUGUAUGUGUGUGUAUAAGUGACUGACAUGCCUUGUUCAACACCCCGUUUACGGUUCAACACCCCGUUUACAUGC